AUGGCACGCCGGGCACGGAGACGUGGGGAGUCGCUGGUGUUGUGCUUGGCGCUCUGCGUCGCAUGUCGAGAAGGUGCAGUGCCAAAGGCUUCCGGAUUCUGCGCAGGCCUCCAGCCGCCUUGCCAUCGCAGAGCGGGCUCAGUUGUGACCCGGCGGGUGGAUCCGGACACGGCUCAGAGCCUUAGCAGCCUCGACUUCGACACGCUGAAGGAUGUGACGACGGCUGUUGCUCAGUCUCCUGUCCUGGACCCGAAUGUGAAGUACCUUUAUGGCGCGGAUGGAGAGGUCUUAAUUGACCUGGCGAGCAAGAAGCCACUCGAGGACAACUGGUUCAACGCAGCUUGCGGCUUCCAAGCGCAGAUGAUCAAGAACCUGGACCAAGGCCUCCGGUUCAUUGGCGUGCCCCAAGCCUUCGGCUGGGCGGUCCUGAGCUACACAUGUCUGGUGAAGGUGUUGCUGUACCCACUUGAGAAGACGACAGCGAGGAAUAUUGCGCUUAACAAGAUGCUCGCCCCCAAGAUGGCCGAGAUGAAGGAGACGAUCAAGGACAAAGAGGUGCUUUCGAAACGUACUGUCAAGAUUUACGAGCGCUUCAACAUGAACCCGCUCGCUGGUUGCGUCCCCGUACUGCUGCAGAUCCCUAUCAUCUGGACCUUGAUCUUUGGCGUCCGACGGCUGGCUUCCGAGCACUACGAGCCCUUCAGCGAGCCAUGGCUCUGGGUUCCUUCGCUGGGUGAGCCAAAUCCUGGAUUCGAGUUCUCUCUGGACUGGCUGCUGUCUUUCCAGGCUGGAGAGCCCGUGAUUGGUUGGAACAUCUGGCUUCGGCAGAUGAUUCUUCCAGUGGUUUUGGUCGGCAUCAAUGCCUUUCCGCUGCUGAGGCAGCAGCAGAAGGGCGAGGAGGUCGGCGUCACGUCUUACCUUCCUUUGCUCCUCACGCUCUGGAUCACCACGGAGUUUCCACAGGCAAUCUGCCUCUACUACUUGGCCUUCUACGGAGUCAAAGCCGUUGAGGAUGAGUACGCGAAGCGCGAGAUCUGCGAGGAGUUCCCACAGUUUGCCAUCUUCGAGGAAACCGGAAAGUUUCCCGAGGGGAAUUUCGACGACGUCUUGUUCCCAAGUUUGCACCGGGCCGCCAAGAACGGCUUGAUCACAGAAAUCGUCGAGAGGGCCGAAGAGGGCGCCGACAUCAAUGCGACGGAUGAACAGGGCCUGACUCCCGUGGCUUACGCCGCUGGCCUCGGCAACGUCCCGGCCGUAGCAGCGCUCUGCGCCCUCGGUGCCGAUGUACGCUGCCGGGACUUACAGCAAAACUCGCUCUUCCACCUCGCUGCGGCCUAUGACCACGUUGGUGUCAUAUCGUACCUGGACCGCUUCACGGAGGACGAUCCUGAAUUCAGUGACAACGUUUGGAUCAAUUGGAAGAACGAUCUCGGCUACACUGUGCUGGACAUUGCAAAGCAGGAUUCCGAAGUGCAUAGCUACCUGAGCAGCCGACUACAGCCGGUCGCCGCACCUCCUAUGGCCCGGUCAUUAGACUGA
Molecule: messenger RNA, 1539 nt
Organism: Symbiodinium natans
Lineage: Eukaryota; Dinophyceae; Suessiales; Symbiodiniaceae
Source: the annotation of a GenBank genome assembly